CAGCUGCAUGCGUAAAACAAUUUUCAUCCGCCUAUUACUACCUUGGAAUCUUUCCGUCGUUCAUGAUUCACCUUCUUCGGGUCAUUCCGCGAAAUACACAAUAAAUGUGAUAUAUGCAGUUCCAGCGUAUCUGGACAUUUUUCUCGACGAGUAAAAAGGCCUCCUUUCCCCACCGCCCCUUCUUUGUGCCCAGUAUUUAAGACUUCCACUUUGCCAGAAUAUGCACUGACCAUUUUCAGAGGGGAAUCGCUUCCUCCGCCUCCGCCACGACGUGGAAUUUCCCGUCUUUUCUUUCGGCCAUGUCCACCGGCAAAGAGCUCGUUCCCAAUCACAAUGACACCUUUCAGAAGACCCAGCAGCCUUUGCAGGUUGCAAAGCGCUUAGAGAAGUUCAAAACGACAAUCUUCUCCCAAAUGAGUAUGCUUGCCAACAAACAUGGGGCCAUAAACCUUGGUCAGGGAUUUCCCAACUUUGAUGGUCCGGAGUUUGUAAAGGAAGCUGCAAUUCAGGCCAUAAGGGAUGGGAAAAAUCAGUACGCCCGGGGUCCUGGAGUUCCUGACCUGAACUCGGCCAUUGCAGAUAGAUUUAAGAAAGAUGCUGGGCUUACGGUGAACCCUGAAAGAGAAGUUACCGUUACCACUGGAUGCACAGAAGCAAUUGCUGCGACCGUGUUGGGAUUAAUAAAUCCUGGUGAUGAGGUUGUCCUAUUUGCUCCUUUUUAUGAUUCUUAUGAGGCCACUCUUUCCAUGGCUGGUGCUAAAAUAAAAUGCAUCACUUUGCGCCCUCCAGACUUUGCUGUCCCCUUUGAAGAACUGAAGUCUACCAUCUCAAAUGGUACCCGUGCCAUUCUCAUAAAUACACCUCACAACCCAACUGGAAAGAUGUUCACGCGAGAGGAGCUUGAUGCUAUAGCAUCUCUAUGCAUUGAAAAUGAUGUUCUGGCUUUUGCUGAUGAAGUUUAUGAUAAGUUGUCUUUUGAUAUGGAUCACGUUUCUAUAGCUUCUCUUCCUGGAAUGUUUGACAGGACAGUAACAAUGAAUUCUCUGGGAAAGACGUUCUCGUUAACGGGGUGGAAGGUUGGAUGGGCAAUAGCACCCCCUCACUUGACAUGGGGUCUGCGACAGGCACACUCUUUCCUCACUUUUGCCACCUGCGCUCCCAUGCAGUGGGCAACUGCAGCAGCUCUCAGAGCGCCAGAUUCUUACUUUGCGGAUCUCAAGAGGGAUUAUAUGGCAAAGAGGGAGAUUUUGGUGGAUGGAUUGAAGGCUGUUGGUUUUAAAGUGUUCCCGUCCAGUGGAACUUACUUUGUUGUGGUGGAUCACACACCUUUUGGACUGGAAAAUGAUGUUGAAUUCUGUGAAUAUCUAAUUAAGGAGGUGGGAGUGGUGGCAAUUCCUACCAGUGUAUUUUACUUGAAUCCGGAAGAGGGAAAGAAUCUAGUCAUAUUUACUUUCUGCAAGGAUGAGGAAACUCUAAGGGCUGCAGUUGAAAGGAUGAAAGGAAGACUGAAAAGAAAAUGAUCCGGAUAAAAGGUUUGAGAUGGUUGAACCCUAAUAAGCCACGGGAUGCACUAUAUAUGUUACAGCACGGAAAUAACGUAUGAGAGGCAUUUUUCUCCACUGGGAGCUUUCAUUGUAGGAUAGUAGUAACUUCUGUGUGCUUGAAGUGAGAACCAGCAGAUGCUCAUUAGUCUAGUCAUUAUUUGUUAUCAAGGGCUUUUUGUAAAAUUCCAAUGUUAUUGUGGCUACUUGCUUGUGACAAAUGAAGGGUAGGAAGGACAUGUACAAUAAUCAAUAAUAACCGGGAUCAUGAACUCCUGCGGAGAAAUCACCGACUCUUUUCAG
Neltuma alba is the source of this 1844-nucleotide messenger RNA. Its product is annotated as probable N-succinyldiaminopimelate aminotransferase DapC. Gene Ontology annotation, cellular component: cytoplasm. Gene Ontology annotation, biological process: biosynthetic process. NCBI's taxonomy places the organism in Eukaryota, Viridiplantae, Streptophyta, Magnoliopsida, Fabales, Fabaceae. The record is from RefSeq and is a predicted model, not a curated record. The transcript has 2 exons. The coding region runs from base 300 to 1520 and encodes 406 amino acids. Gene Ontology annotation, molecular function: L-kynurenine:2-oxoglutarate transaminase activity; pyridoxal phosphate binding.